This is a messenger RNA of Gongylonema pulchrum, 624 nucleotides long. Lineage: Eukaryota; Metazoa; Nematoda; Chromadorea; Rhabditida; Gongylonematidae. The record is from the annotation of a GenBank genome assembly.
UUGCAUUUUAGGUAUAUCGAAUUAUUUUCGGCUGCCGAUGUGCCGAUUGCGCAGAAAUACGUUACGUAUAGACGAAUUGGUGGUACAGCCAGAGGUACUAUAGGUGCAGCACCAUCGCUCGAUCGUAUUGGUUUCCAUUCGCUCGAAGAUUGGGCCGAGAAAAAUGCAUCAGCCAUGCGUACGCAAGGAAAACCACUGCCGCUUAGUCGUACUGAUGGCAUUGCACCGUAUGCAUCUGGAUAUCCGGCUUCAUCGCUGGAUGCUGCUAAUCCAGGAUACAAUGCCAGUACGAGUUUUAAUGCCAGCAGCAGUAGCAGCAACUAUCCCACAACUGGACAACAGUUUUCUUCAUGGAUGGAGGCGGCGGCUUUGUUACUUGGAUGGCUUUUGGUGGAGUUUGUUGAAGCUAUGUAUUAUACGAGAGGUAACACCACUGCUACCUACCAACGUUGGCUUGUUUUCCUUCUUCAGCAAGGGCAUAUUCCGAUUCCGAAUUUGCAAUGCACGCAGUAUUUGUUUUGCUCGGAACGUGAUCGCGGACGAUGGCUGGAGAAGCGUCGCAUUUACAAAGAGCUCGUUGCACUCAGAAAAAGACCAUUCGUGAAUAUGUACUAUUUUAAGUAA